Molecule: messenger RNA, 4586 nt
Organism: Stegastes partitus (bicolor damselfish)
Lineage: Eukaryota; Metazoa; Chordata; Actinopteri; Pomacentridae
Gene: osbp2a
Product: oxysterol binding protein 2a
Exons: 14
Coding region: 1-2229 (742 amino acids)
Cellular component (GO): plasma membrane; cytosol; perinuclear endoplasmic reticulum
Molecular function (GO): cholesterol binding
Source: RefSeq, a predicted model, not a curated record
AUGAACGAGCUGGUGAAGAGUUUGCCCUCCCCGACUCUCCCCGGGCUGCACCUCCCGUGUCUGGACACCUACAAGGGCUGGCUCUUUAAAUGGACCAACUACCUGAAGGGCUACCAGCGGCGGUGGUUCGUGCUCAGUAACGGCCUGCUGUCCUACUACAGGACUCAUGCAGAGAUGGCACACACAUGCAGGGGCACCAUUCCCCUGGCAACAGCCCACAUCGAGGUGGGCGACACCUGCCACUUGGUGUUGACCAGCGGGGGUCGAAGCUACCACCUGAAGGCCACCUCAGAGGGAGAGUGUCAGAGAUGGGUGUCAGCCCUGCAGCAGGCCAAGGCCAACGCCACGCUCCUGAUGCAUCACUCAGAUGACUCAGGAGAUGAAGCCCCGGUACCUCAGGAGGACCGUGCCCUAACCCAAGGGGUGCUCAAGACUCUGGCCAGCAAGCUGGACGACCUGAGCACCUGUAAUGAGCUGAUAGGAAAGCACGGUGCCGCCCUCCAGCGCUCCCUCAGCGAACUCGAGGAUCUGCGCGGAUCCACUGACAGCACAGACAAAGUGAAAGCUGUUAAUGAGCGAGCCACCCUCUUCCGCAUCACCUCCAAUGCUAUGAUCAAUGCUUGUCGUGACUUUCUGGAUGUGGCAGAAUCUCACAGUCGGAGGUGGCAAAAGGCCCUGCAGCAUGAGAGAGAACAGCGUCACCAUCUGGAGGAGACCAUCGAACAGUUAGCCAAACAGCACAACAGCUUAGAGAGAGCCUGGAGGGAGAAUCCCACCUCAUACACAGGUGUGGAGCGUUCUCAGGAGGGGGAUGCAAGCGAUGAGAAUGACGAGGCAGAGUUCUUCGAUGCCAUGGAGGACUCCCCUGCAUUCAUAACUGUGACUACUGGCGACAUAAAGCACAAGCGCUCAGGGAGUAAUCAGAGUAUGAUGAGCGGAGGAGUGCCCAAUGACUGGACUCACAAUGAGAAUGACACUUCAAGCACAAACCACAUGCAGCUACGAAGAACAAGACGCAGUCGUAUUCCUGACAAACCAAAUUACUCUCUAAACCUGUGGAGCAUCAUGAAGAACUGCAUCGGCAAAGACCUGUCCAAGAUACCCAUGCCUGUAAACUUCAACGAGCCGCUGUCGAUGCUGCAGCGUCUGACUGAGGAUCUGGAGUACAGCGAGCUCCUGGACCGGGCCGCUCGCUGCGACUCGUCCGUGGAGCAGAUGUGUCUGGUGGCUGCCUUUUCUGUCUCCUCUUACUCCACCACGGUCCAUCGUACAGCCAAACCCUUCAACCCUCUGCUGGGGGAGACUUACGAGCUGGACCGACUGGAUGAGUAUGGUUAUCGCUCGAUUUCUGAGCAGGUCAGUCAUCAUCCACCAGCUGCUGCCCACCAUGUGACAUCACAGCGAGGAUGGACCCUGUGGCAGCAUAUCACUAUUGACAGCAAGUUUCGUGGGAAAUAUAUUUCUGUCGUGCCGUUAGGAAACAUUCACCUGCAGUUUCACUCGAGUGGAAACCACUACGUGUGGAGCAAAGUGACGUCGACGGUGCACAACAUUAUUGUUGGGAAGCUUUGGAUUGAUCAGUCUGGGGACAUCGACAUUGUAAACACCACCACCAAAGACACCUGCCGUCUCAAAUUCUCCCCCUACAGUUACUUCUCCAGAGAAGUCCCGCGUAAAGUGACAGGAGUGGUGGAGGACAGAGAGGGCACAGCCCAUUACAUCCUGUCAGGGACCUGGGACGACAAGAUGGAAAGUUCUAAAAUAGUGGACAGCAGCCAAGGCUGCGGAGGCUCUGAAGGCAAACAAAAGACUGUUUAUCAGACUUUGCAGCCCAAACUUUUGUGGAAGAAAUAUCCUCUCCCAGAUAAUGCAGAGAACAUGCACUUUUUCUCCUCGCUCGCUCUGACCUUGAACGAGCCAGAAGACGGUGUUGCGCCCACUGACAGUCGUCUGCGUCCGGACCAGCGGCUAAUGGAGGCAGGUCUGUGGGACGAAGCCAACGGCCAGAAGCAGCGCCUAGAGGAGCGGCAGAGAAUAGAGAGGAAGAGAAGGGAGGCACAAGCUAAUCAGGCCCUGGAGGAAGCAGGGCAAGACAUCGAGGGCUACCAGCCACUGUGGUUUGAGAAGAGGACGGACGACAGAACAGGAGAAAGUACCUACACCUACAGAGGCGGCUACUGGGAGGCCAAAGACAGACAGGACUGGAGCCAGUGUCCCGAGAUCUUCUAGGACAACAUUGAUCUCGCACUGUGGCGUCAGGCCGAGCGGUUUCUCGUGACGUGAGAGUUCUUCGGAUCUAUGGAUAGUUGUUUGUGUGAGCUUGGACGUGCAUGUGUGUGGGUGAGUGAGGCACCGAUUCAUUCCUAGAAUUUCAAGCACAAAAACCCCCCUGCUUUCACUUUCUAACUUACUUGUUUCCGCUCAGUGUUUCCAGAAUGCAUGGCCUCAGUUCAUGUGUACGCUUCACCACUGUAGAGAACCAGUUUAUGGGAGUAUAAUGUGUACAGUAUGUACAGAGUUCUUGUGUGCCUGCGUGUAUGUGUGUGUGUGACUGACCUGUGCUUGACAGAGAAAAAGGUUUCUUCACUGAAACACACUUCAUCGAGUGUGUACGGAAUAACUUGGGGGCAAGGAGUGCUGUGGAUGUUUUGGUGCGAGCACUGAAUGUCUUGUUUUCCUCAAAACUGGAACAAGUUGUUCCUUGUUGGGCUCUGGCAGAGACACCGGGCUUUCAGAAGCCUUUUUCUGUCCUAACAGGAUUUCUCUGCAGAACUUCAUUUAUUGAUCCCCCUCCUCCAACGAAUCUUGGGUAUUUUGUAUUCCUCUGUUUCUUAAAAUUGCACAAAUUGUAUCUUGAAGGAUUUAAAGUUAACGCCUGGCUGGGCUCUAAAGAACAGCUACCAAAGUAGAUGUCAAUCUCUUUGGAUGGACAACUGACUGGGAACGUCAAGCUGUUUUACAGGUCGCCGCUGCUUCUCCAACGAUCUUGGAAGUUAUGUUUCAUGUUGUUUUAAAGCUGCACUCCCCCUGUUUUACAUGUUUCAGUUAGUAAGAACAGAGAGCACUUCACACCCCAUGGAAAGCACUUAUAUCUGUCUGCACUGGCCCGGAGCUUUGUUGAGUUACUGAAGCAACAUCACUUGACUGAUUACAAAAAGGUUUACUGGGCUGAGUCUAACUAAGAAUGCCACUGGGUUGCAUUGUGGUAAAUGUAGGAUCCAGCAUUUUUUCGAGCUUGACUCACAUGACAGGAAUUAAACUAAAAUUCAGGACAUUGCUGCUUCUGCUACACGUGUUUAAACAAUUCUUUUUUAAAUUUGCCUCUGGCUGGUCCACCCGCUAACAACACUGACUCACAGUCUUUUAUAAAGUCUCCAGACUUUGUAGAAGUGCACUAGUUCUUGAAGUAUUUGAAGGAGAAGGGCCUUCAAAUAUCUUGACACUCAACCGUUAAGAGUUCCACUGAAGUAUAAACCUGCUCGGCUGGGAUUUUCCUCAGCAAAGGGAUUAUAUUGGUGCUUGAUGGUAAUUUUAGCCUUAAUUAUGUAAUAAAGUUGUAAGUCCCAAAUAACUACUACACUGAAAUGAAUUGUACAGAUUAUAGCAAUCUGGCAGGCUGUUUUUUUUUUCUUUUUCUUUUGAGGAGACUUACAUGUGGGUGAUUUUUAUUUAAUUUUUUUGUAAUGUCAGGGUUUAUCAGCUUUGGAAAGUAGCAACAAACUUGUCACUCCCUAUAUAAAACCGCUGAGCUUUUUUUUUGGGAUUCCCAUCUGAGAAAUCUGUGUGGCUUCAUUUGCAUAUGUCAGCAAUAACACAAGCUUCAUAGUCAGUUGAGGAAACAAAAAAAAAACACCUCCAUGGUCAGAGACAUGUUUUACGCAGCCCAAAUAUUAUGUUCCAGUAACUUAUUAGAUUAUGUGAAAAAUCUAAUUCAUACACAUCAGAGAAGACAGUUAAGGAAUGACUUCACAAUACAUUUCCUGAGGUUUUUGUGUGCAAAACAGGCACUGAUGUACAUUAGUAGUGAAUACAUACACUCUAUAAUCAAUGACUACCUGUUUAUUUAUAGCUUACUGUGUAUUAUAACAGGGCAUGACGCACAUGUUUGACUGCCUGACUGGUUUUGGCCUGUACAUAGCAAGAAUAUAGUAGAAAUAGAAGCACCUCAUGUAUAAUCACUGUAGGAGAAUAUUGUUUCACAUUACUUGAAUAUUCAUCUUCUGGUUAAUCUCUACUUGUAUAUACGUAGUCUUAAAUGGAGUGAAGAUUGUAUACCAGUAAAUGAGGAGAUUAAACUAUGAAUCCAAGUUUUAUUUACAAAUAUACUUAAUAUUAAUGAUGCAAAUAAGAUGUUCAAAUAAAGCACAAUGUUGUGUUCACCCGAUGCUACAUAACUCCAAGGUUUCCGUGACGACAUAUAGCUAUGCAUGGUUUCAGAGCGCUCAUGCAUUUCCGUAGUGAGAAGCCUCUUCACCUAGCUAACCGUUUGUGGAUUCUUACUGAAAACAUGAUGUGAAUUCACCUUUUGUGCCCAAUUACCUCAGAAAUUUGACAUUUUUGAGCUCAAAUAAAAAAACAUAAAGCUG